AUGACGGAUAUAUCACAGCUAGCGAGCAAGCUUCCAGGCGUCUUGACUUAUCUACAACCCCUCGGUCCGGGUAUAAAGGAGAGCCCAGAGUUUCCGGGCAUGCCGGACCCCUGCGCAGGGCCCAAGCGGAUGACGGGUGUGGAGGACAUCCUCUGUAUGAAACCCCCGACAUUCCUGCCGGAUUAUAAGAACCCAUGCUGGCAUGAUGACAACACGUUUCGCUGCCUUCCAUACUUCCACCUGAUCGGGAUGUGCAAGAGCGCAACUUCCGACUUAUUCAAGCGUCUGCACAUGCAUCCGGAUAUCAUUCCAAACAGGGGCAUUUUUGGGAAAGAAAUCUGGUACUGGUCGUGGCGGCGAUUUGAAACAACGGGUAAAUUCGGCAAGUUCAAGAUGGGAAUGACCUUAAAAGAGUUUACAAACCAUUUCUUUACUACCAAACUGCAGACCACAGAUACCAAUGGCAAACACAACAAAAUCACUGGUAACGGUGAUCCAAUGGACUUUUGGGACCGCUUCCGGGAGAGCAAUCUGCCGCAAAACACGCCCGGCGCCGACGAGCUGCUCUGGACGACGCCAUACGCCGUCCGCCACGUCAACCCGAACGUCAAGCUGCUACUCAUGCUACGGGAUCCCGUUGAAAGGUUGUAUUCUCACUAUUUCCAUGGUUGUUACGGCAAAUCGGCACACUCCUUCCAUGACCAUGUGGUAAUUUCCAUUGAACGAUGGAAGGCAUGCACGAGCUCCCAUAGCAUUCGUCACUGCAUUUACGAUCAGCCCUUUAGCAAAACGCUGCCGGCACCGAUCUUUACGAGCUUCUACAUCGUGCACCUGUUGGAGUGGCUUAAGGCGUUUCCGCGGGAGCAGAUCUUGAUUUUCCGGAACGAGGAUUACACGGUGGACAUAAAGGGCACCAUGACGGACAUAUUCCGCUUUUUAGACAGGUCCCCAACGACCACGUUCCUCACGCAGAUGGCAAACAUGGCCCCUUUCUUCGAGUCAAAGAAGCGGAAGUCGGCCGGGCCCAUGCUACCGGAAACCAAGCGCCUCCUGGUGGAGCUCUAUCGGCCCUACAACGAGCAGCUGGCGGCUUUCCUCGGGGACGAGAGAUUCGCAUGGCGCGACGCAUCUUUUGCCACCGCAUAG
Messenger RNA from Dreissena polymorpha, 1146 nucleotides. RefSeq names its product carbohydrate sulfotransferase 15-like. Lineage: Eukaryota; Metazoa; Mollusca; Bivalvia; Myida; Dreissenidae. Gene Ontology annotation, molecular function: N-acetylgalactosamine 4-sulfate 6-O-sulfotransferase activity. Bases 1 to 1146 code for a protein of 381 amino acids. The record is from RefSeq and is a predicted model, not a curated record. The transcript has 7 exons. Gene Ontology annotation, biological process: hexose biosynthetic process.